Stylonychia lemnae is the source of this 1953-nucleotide messenger RNA. Lineage: Eukaryota; Ciliophora; Spirotrichea; Sporadotrichida; Oxytrichidae. The record is from the annotation of a GenBank genome assembly.
AUGUCACUAACAUACGAAAAUGAAAAUUCAACAUUUUCUAUGUAAAUGGAUGAAUUUCCGAACAAUUUCGACUUUAAGGCAGUAAUUAUGGAUCAUGAUUUAGAUAAAAUGUUGUCUAAGAAUAAAAAAAAUCCUCUCCUAUUUAAUAAAGGGUUUGCAAAGAAAGUUCAAAGCUUCUCACCCAUUUAGUCAGAAAACAAUAUAAUUGAUCCUCUUAAUAUGAAUAAAAAUGAGGAUGAAACCUUUUAAAAAAUGGAUUUCUCUCAAAAUUAAAUGCCAAUUGACCAAAUAAAUGUUAAUAUAGAAAAUAGUGAGAUUCCGAAUAUAAAUGGACAAAUAAGUAAUAACUAGAGUUACCUAUUAAGUGAUGCUAUUAAAAGAAUAACAGACUUUCAUUACAACAAUGAUAAAUACACUGAAGUGAAAAAUAGGGCUGAUGAGAUGGAUUCAAUAAUAAAUAUUUCUCAUCGGGAAAGAGAACCAGAUUCUGCAAUGCUAAAAUCUUCUAAACAUCAAAAGAUGCUUGAUCAUUCACCUAUUUAAAUGAGACGACAGCUAACUCCCAAGAGAUAUGUUAAGAUUGCUAAGAAUAAAGCCAACCCCUCUACAUCACCAAUGAUAAUGCCAAAAAAUACAGGAGGAUUAAGGAGAAUGAAUAAGGACAAAUCGCCUAUGUCAGCAUUAGAAAGGAAAAAGGAUAAAGAUAAUAUUGAUGAAAAAGAGAUAAAUUUGUUUAAAAAGAAAAAGAUAAAAACAAUUAGGUAAGGAAAAGGUGAUGGUACUUUAAAAACUAAAAAGGCUAAGUAAAAAGAUAAGCCUUUCCCAGAUCUUUAAUCAUAAGGAAGUUUAGAUUCAAUUAAGAGUGGCUUUGGUGGAGUAUAAGGACUCUUAGAUAUCUUUCACAAUAAUAAAGGUAAAGAUUCUGCCAGAAGUGAAAUGGAUAAGUAUUAAUUAAGGAAAAAAACUAUUAAGAAUGAGGAGAAAGAAAAGUAGAAAGAUGGUCCCCUAAAAGGGAUUUUAUUAGAUCCUAAUCGUAAAAAGUAGAUGAAAAAGCAUUUUGUAGUAUUUGUAGAUUUGCCAGAAUUUAAAGAAGGUGACGAAGAAGCUAUUAUAAAUAAGAACAGAAAGAAGUAUAAAAAGGAAAGAGAAUAGAUAAACAUUCAUAGGCUGAAGAAGAAGCUUCAUAAAUUUGUUAUUAAGCCAAAUGAUCCGAUUCUAAGUACAAUCUAUCCAAAAUACUAUUUAAGUGAUUAAAUAGAGAAGAAGAAGUUUGUUACUGAAAUUGAGGUUUGCAAAAUACAUAUUAAGUUCUAAAAGAAAAACAAACCAGCUGAUAACGGGGAAAUCUUUAAUAGCUCAAUUAAUGCUCUGAAGAAGACUAUAUAAUUUUCUGAUAGAAAGAAUACAUUACUCUAUCCUGUAUAUAGGAAAAACUAAGUGAUGACGUAUGAUGUAUCGACUUAUGUGAAAUUAAUUGGCCAAUAAACCUUUAAACUCUAUUUGUCUUAUCGAAGUUACCUAAUUGAAAUGCUGAGUUAACUAAAAGAGGAUUUUGAACUCAUCUUAUUUUCAUCUAAGAAUUCAUUGAAAUAUGUUGAAAAGGUUGCUGAGGCUCUAGAGAAGGAUAAUGAAAAAUUCUUUGAUCACAUUAUUUGCAUUGAUGAUAUGUACUACUACAAGGAUAUAGAUUUUUACAUUUUGGAUUUGAAUGUGCUAUUAUUUCAAGCCAAUUUACCUAACACGAUAAAUGGUAAUAAUGUCAAUGUCCAAAGUCUUUAGUAAUCCCAAAGCAAUCUGGCAUAAGAUAAACUGUAUACUUAGUUAAAUCAUACUAUGAAUUAGGCUAAGAAUUCUGAACAAACAGCUGCAUCUAAUUAACCACAAAAGCCACUUAUUAGAAAUCUUAAGGAUGUUAUUGUUGUAGCUAAUACAUGUGGGAUGUCAGAGAUGUGA